AUGGUUAUCGGAGUUUUUCAACAUUUGGCAAAAUAUUUACAAUCAAGAUGUGUGGAGAAUAUGGCUUGGCAUAAUAUUGGUUAUAUUGAUUGGGAACCAUGGAUGUCACAAAUCUUCACACGAAUACUCAGAGGAUUUUCACUUCCAAUGGGUAAACUACAAAAAACUCCACAAAAAUAUCCACACUUUGUCUCACAUGUGGCAAAAUGGAUUGUUGCGAUGAUAGGCAAUCGUAGUUCGUGUCUACAAUACUUGGCAGAUCUGUUAGUUAGCAUUCGAAGUUUCUAUCAUCCAUCAAACAUGGGCACAUUUCAGAAAAAUCUAGUCGAAUUUCUCUUGAAACUUACCACGUAUUUUGUCGACCGAGUUCAUUUAGAACGCAAAGCUCAUCCUGUUUGGUCUUUUACACCACUGCCAUCACAUCGACUAACGGAAGAAAAUAUCACUGAUUUUGUCAAUUGUCUCAAAGAAUAUGUUUUUAUAUCUAUUUUUAAUCAAACUUACAUGGAAACAGCAGUAGAAGCUUGUCAUUAUCUUUCUAUACUUCGGCCAGAAUUAAUCAUUCCAUGUAUCAUUGAAAAACAUUUCUUGGCGAUUGAUAAUAUAACUGAACCACAUCGAUUUACAUCCAUCAUUACUUGUUUAACACACAUUGCUCGUCAAAUAGUACAACAAACACCAUCUUAUAGUCGAGGUCAAAUUUAUGUUUUACCAUUACUAAUAUCUGUAUUACCUGGUAUCGAUCUGAAUGAUUUCAAGAAAACAUCGGUAACAUUAGAAUUUCUUGACACUAUGCUGAUGCAAAUCACAUGUAUUGAUUGUUCAUCGGCAGUAAAUAUUCGAACUGAUUUAACUGAAAUUGAAAGAGAAGUAUGUCUAUCUACAUCGAAAUUUGAAGAUUUUAUCAAUGAAUUUCUCAAUCGAAUAUUUCAUAUCAUUGAGAUUUCAUCCGCCGAAAUAUCUGAUGCAGUAACGGCGGAUGCAAAUGAUAAUAAGUUGGACAUAGACAUCCAGCCAAAAGUGACUUCAAUCCUAUUCAAUAUUGUUCAACAAUGUAGCAGUCCUAUUUUUCAAAAAAUUCGAGUGAAGAUACUCAAUUUUCUUGGUAGUCAAUGUUUAUCACCAAAAGUACGAGAUAUCGCCAGUGGUCUCGUUCGAGCACUUGUCAAAGGUAACCCAGUGAAAACACUGAAAUAUCUUCUCCCUGAAAUAUGCAAAUCUAUUAAAAACAAAUUUAAUAAUUCUGAUUCAACAUUAUUAACUGAUUACAAAGAUGAUAUAGAAUUGACCUGGUAUUUAGUUGUCUUUGCUGAACUUCUUCGUGCUCGUGGUGAUGUUUUACUAAUCUAUAAACAAUUGAUUAUGUCUGUAUUUCAUCAAUGUAUUCAAAUUGUUAACAAGAAUUCAUAUAACGCAGUGGCUAAGGCUGUUGUAAAUUUACUUGAAUCUCUUUCCUGUUCGUAUCCAGUUGAUUACCGACUGUUGGUCAUCAAUAGUGACGAAACAUUCGACAAUUUUUUACCAAUUCGACUAUGGGGACAAUAUGUUGAUAUCGAUAAAGUUCAAUAUCAGUUUCACAUUCCCAGUAUUGAUGAAAUUGAUUUUGUUUAUGAAUUUGUCGACACAUUUCUGUAUCCUGAAUUGGCUCGAUUGAAUGAAAAAGGUUUAAAAAUGUCCAAUAACGAACGAUUGAGAUCUCUCACUAUUAUUCGGUCGAUCGCCAUAGGAGCCUUUUGUUUCGUGCCUCCUAUUGAAAGUAAAGAGGUACAAAGUCUUAUGGUACAAUCAAUGGUUCCACAUUAUUCCAAAUAUCAAAUUCGACUCUCAAAAAAUUCGACAAAACUUAAAUGCCAAGAGAAUUUGCGAUUACGACUCUUCAUUGAUAUUGGAUUGUUCCUAGACAAACUCGUGGAAAAUCAUUCGGAUGAUGUUUUAUCGAUACAAAAAGCUCUCGGAUUCUAUUGGUUUAUUUCUGAUUAUUAUGGUAUUUAUGAGCACGGAAUUUAUGAUUGGCCAAAAGAUUUUAGUUCUCGAGAAAAAUUAUUAAAAAACAAACUAUGUGGUGAAGGACAAAAUCUUCGUUUCUUAAUCAUUCAAAAAAUGGCUUUGAAGAUUAAGGAACUUGAAACAAUUAAUCACGGUGGCCCGUUAAAUGAGAUUACCAAAGAGAUAAUAUUCAGAUUAUUCGAACUAUCGAUUAAUCGAUACAGUGAAGUGCGUCGCAACGCACAAAACGAUCUUUUUUAUCUAUUCAAUCGUAUUCCCUUCUCUUAUCAAGUGAUUGUUGAUCGUAUUGUCGAAUUACUCAAGAACACAAGUGAACCCGAUCAUGAUCAAAUCAAAAAUACCAAUGAAAAAUCUAUUUGUGCAGCUAAGACUCUAUGGCAUUCAUUAGAAGCAAACGAAAUGCAACAAAUUGAAGAAUAUAAUCAAAACAACAUUCACUCCUACAAUCGUCUAAUGGAAACACUUAGUUUAUUAUUAAAAGAUUCUUCGUUGACAUGGAAAGAACAAAAGAUCACAUUAUCAUUAUUAUGUAAUCUUCGUCAAAAUCGUGUGCCAAUGCCAUUAUCCUGUAUUGAAACUUUUCUCGAUUGUCUCAUUCAUGAUCAUAUAGAAAUACGAAGAUUAGCUAUCAUAGGAAUUAUUUCAAUAUGUCGUUUGCAAAAGCCACCACACAUCUAUGUAGAAAAAUCUCUCGAAGAAAUUUUAUCUAACAAUGGUAAACCACUUCCUCAUAUUACUACUGAUCAGUGUCAUCCGGGUGAUCGAGAGGAUAAUCUAUGGUUGACAUUUAAUGAUUAUAAACCACCGGAAACACAAAUCGAAUGGGAAGAAACAUGCUUUUUAGAUAAACCCUUUCAUGGAUAUUAUACUUGGCCAAAAAUAAUUAAAUACCCAAUGAAUAAACGAGUACGUUAUACAAAAGAUCAUGAAAUGCCCAAAGACGUAACCAUUUUAUAUGAUCGUUUUAUGAAUAAACAAUUUGUAAGACAACUCACACAAUUGAUGAUUUUGAACGAGAAUGAAGAACAAAAGAACUUUGAUAAAGAUCAAUUUGUUAUGUUUAAAGGUCUAUUUCGUAAUUUUGGUUUGGCAUUUUUUGAUAAUUUCAUGGAACAAUUGAACGAACUCGUUCAUGAAAAGAUCACAAAAAAACAAGAAGGUAGUCAUCGAGUAGCUGCACAAAUCGUAGCAGGAAUGAUUUGUGGCUCAAAAAAUUGGACAUUACAAAUGUUAAAUGAACUAUGGGGAAAACUCACGCCUUUCCUUACCGAAGUUUGUAAUAAUCUUAAUUCCGAAAUAAAACUGCACUGGAACAAAUGUUUCUUUUAUAUCAUCGUAAAUAAAGAUCCGCGUCGAAUGUUUCGCGUAAUUCAUUUUUUGUGCACACUGGUUAAUGCAAAAUCAACAUUGAAUACAUUUAAUGAAUCUGCACGUUGGCAUUUAAUUCGAAACUUAGACAAAUUUCACUGGCGUAUACCGACUGUUUGGUGUGAAGUGUAUAAACACAUUGCAGAAUUACUCGAUCAUUCAUCGCUGAGUGUUCGUAUUCGUAUUGCUGAUGUAUUAGCAUUGUCAAUGAGUCAUGAUGUUACAUUGUUCAAUAAUCAAUCGACUCGUCAACCAAAUAUUAAUGUAUUUCUCGACACUAUAUCUGUACGAUUGAAUCAAGCCAUCGACAUUUGUGAAGGAUUACCAAUAAAUCUGAUUUCAGAUCAGAUUCUUAAGACUGAUCUCGAAACUCAAAGAGCUUUCAAUUUCAUUGAAACAGUGGUGCUGACGAAUUACUAUAUAUUUGACUCGUCUCAGCAACCGAUCAAAAAUGGAAUUAUUCGUCUUUUUCCUUUCCUUUGUGAAAUCAAGAGUGUUGCAGGAUGUGAUGAGAACUUUAAAGCAUUGUUGACAGCUAGUCGACUAUGUGUUGGAAUCAGUUAUUUAGAUUUCUCGUUUUUAAAUACAUUCGUUCAACAACUAUCACAAAUUUGUGUAAGCACUAAAUGGCAUGCAAGUCGAGCGGCUAUUGAAUUUGUUCAAACUAUGAUUUUUUGUAAUCUAUUCAAUGCACGUCCUUAUGUUAAACAAGUACAUGAACUUGUUCUCAACUGUCUCUCUGAUGAACACUUCGAAGUGCGAAUAGCUGCACGAAGUACUUUAUCUGAUUUAUAUCAAUGUGGCUACAUUCAAAUAACAUCAAAAGAACUAAACAAUUUUGGUUUGAUGAGCAAAACUAAUUAUUUCACCAAGAUCGACGGCAAGAAAGUAAUCCUAUCGAAUAAUAUGACCAAACGUCAUGCUGGUGUUUUGGGACUUUGUGCGAUCGUUCUUUCCAGUCCAUAUGAUAUUCCAAUUCACGUUCCAGAUGCAUUGAUGCUUCUCUGUGAACAUUUGGACGAUCCUGAUCUAAUUCAAAAAUCGAUCAAACAAUGUUUAUCAGAGUUUCGUCGCACACAUCACGACUCAUGGCAUGAACAUCGAGAACGAUUUACUCAAGAUCAAUUGACAAUUUUAGCCGAUGCACUAGUUUCUCACAAUUAUUAUAUUUGA
This is a messenger RNA of Adineta steineri, 4548 nucleotides long. Lineage: Eukaryota; Metazoa; Rotifera; Eurotatoria; Adinetida; Adinetidae. The record is from the annotation of a GenBank genome assembly.